AUGCUGGCGAGCUUGAACGAUCCGUAUUCUCGGUUCGUUUCGCCUAAGCAAUUCGCGGCAUUAGCUAAGUACGACGUGACUGGCAUCGGGCUGAACAUUGGCGAGGAUGUGGAGGACGGGCGGGUGAAGCUGAAGGUGGUGGGAAUCGUUCUCGGCUCGCCGGCGCAGGUAGCAGGUGAGCUCAUCUUAGCCUGUGUGCGGCAAGGCGACGAGCUCGUUUCAGUGGACGGCACGAGCGUACAAGGCAUGUCCGUAUCAGCAGGGGUACAUAUUUCUUCGCUCAUCCCAUCACCUCCACCCCUGAAUUCCCUUCUUCCCCUCUCUCCACUGCUCAACCCAGGUGUGCGGCAAGGGGACGAGCUCGUUUCAGUGAAUGGUACAAGCGUACAAGGCAUGUCCGCAUUCGACGUAUCUUCGCUCAUUCAGGGCCCCAAGGGCACCCCUGUCACCAUCGCCAUCCGCCACGACUCGUGCUCCCCUAUAGAGUUCCUCACUAUGGCGCGCACUAGCGAAGUGCAGUCGCCUGUGCUAUACCGCCUCGACCGAAACGACCCCAUCUCUCCUCUGGGUCUGUUCCAAGACUUCUCCUCUGCUGCUUCUUCCUCCUCCUCCCCCUCUCCCUCCUCCUCUUCCUCCUCUUCCAUGUUCUCUUCUGUGUUUUCCUCCUCCUCUGCCCCAACCGGCCCUGUGGGUUACAUUCGGCUCAAGGAGUUCAACGCAGCGGCGAAGCGUGAUGUGGUAACCGCAAUCCAACGGCUGGAAGCAGCCGGGGCGACAUCCUUUGUCCUCGACCUGCAGGACAACCCGGGCGGGCUCGUGCAAUCCGGGGUAGAAAUCGCAAAACUCUUCCUCGAGCGAGGACAAAUCGUGGUCUACACCGAGGCGCGCCCGGGUGAUUUACCCCAGAAAAGAAGCAUCGAAGCCACGGGAAAACCGCUCACUCGAGCCCCUCUAACGGUCCUCGUGAACAACCGAACGGCCAGUGCUAGCGAAAUUGUAGCGGGCGCGUUGCACGAUAACUGCCGGGCGGUUUUAGUCGGGUCGAGAACCUUUGGAAAGGGGUUGAUUCAGAGUGUGUAUGAGCUGAAUGAUGGGUCUGGGAUGGUGGUGACAGUGGGCAAGUAUGUGACUCCUGGGCUGGUGGAUAUUGAUGGGAACGGCAUUGCGGCGGAUUUCAGGAGGAAGCCGAGCGGGGAUAUGGCGCGAUGGAAGCUUGCUAACUGCCAGGUUCCUUGUUUCAAGAGCAGGUACGCUGGGGUUUGGGAUCCCCUCCCCUCCCUCACCGCGCCCCCCCCCACUCUCCCCUCAGCCCCCUGCUGGCGUUUAGGAUCCCCUCCCCUCCCUCACCGCGCCCCCCCCCACUCUCCCCCCAGCCCCCUGCUGGCGUUUAGGAUCCCCUUCCCUCCCUCACCGCGCCCCCCCCCACUCUCCCCCCAGCCCCCUGCUGGCAUCGACCACCUCGCCACCUUCUCCAAUGACGAGCCGCCAGCUGUCACUCGUGUACUGUUCACGGAGAACGACGUGAGGGCAAGAGAUUACGUGAAGACGCUUAUGAGGGAAGCGGGGCUGGGUGUAAGAGAGGAUGCUAUCGGCAACAUCUUUGGCAGAUGGUGGGAGGGGUCCAAUGAAUCGUUGCCAGCUGUUGUCACAGGGUCGCACACGGAUGCGAUCCCAUUGGCCGGGAAGUACGACGGCGUUGUGGGGGUGCUGGGAGGGAUCGCUGCAGUGCAGGCGCUGAAGCGGGCGGGAUUCUCCCCCCAUCGCCCCAUGGAAGUGCUCAUGUUCACUUCUGAAGAGCCCACCCGCUUUGGAAUAGGCUGCCUGGGCAGUCGCAUGUUGGCCAACCAAACUGGCUAUCUCGAUCGCCUGCUGGCGCUCCAGGACAAAGACGGCCAGCCGUUCGCCGAGGCUGCCGCCGAAGCUGGUUACGGAGAGGCUCUUAACGCAGGUUCGGUAGCAGCCGUGGCUUUGAUUCGGGAGCAAGUGGGCGCUUUUGUGGAGCUUCAUAUUGAACAGGGGCCGCUACUGGAAGAGCAAGGGCUUGACAUUGGCAUAGUGACAGCGAUAGCAGCAUCAGCAACGCUGAUGGUGGAUUUCAGUGGAGGAGGGGGCCAUGCUGGCGCACUGCUCAUGAAGCACAGGAAUGAUGCGGGACUGGCAGCUGCUGAGCUCUCAUUGGCUGUUGAGGCUGCUGUGCUGGCGACCAAGGCAGACGACACAGUGGGGACCACAGGGCGCCUUAUUCUUCAGCCCAACGCAGUGAACAGCGUGCCUCGCCAUGCACACUUGGAGAUUGAUAUUCGAGACAUUGACGAGGCGAGGCGGGAUAGCGUGGUUUCAAAAGCAAUGGAUGCUGCCAGGAGCAUUGCUGGCAGACGGAAAGUGACGGUGGAGAGAAUGGAGCUGGUCAAUGCCGACCCGCCCACCCAGUGCAGCAGCAUGGUGACGUCAGCUGUUUUGUCUGCAGCGCAGGAGCUGGGGCUGAGCCACCGGCGCAUGGUCAGCCGGGCAUAUCACGAUGCACUGUUCAUGGCGAGGGUGGCGCCAACAGGCAUGAUCUUCAUUCCCUGCCGAGGAGGUGUGAGCCACCGCCCGGAUGAGUUCACAUCAAAGGCCAAGGCCAACGGUGUGCGUGUGCUCGCCCUCACCAGUCCCUCGCUUCCUUUAUAUUCGCUUCCUUCACCCCCUUCUUCUUUCAGGUGUGUGAGCCACCGCCCGGAUGAGUUCACAUCAAAGGCCAAGGCCAACGGUGUGAGCCACCGCCCGGAUGAGUUCACAUCAAAGGCCAAGGCCAACGGUGUGAGCCACCGCCCGGAUGAGUUCACAUCAAAGGCCAAGGCCAACGGUGUGAGCCACCGCCCGGAUGAGUUCACAUCAAAGGCCAAGGCCAACGGUGUGAGCCACCGCCCGGAUGAGUUCACAUCAAAGGCCAAGGCCAACGGUCCGUGCGUGGCAUCUGCUGUGACACCUGCUGUGACACCUGGGCGUGACACCUGCUGUGACACCUGGCAAGACACCUGCUGUGACCUUGCUGUGGCACCUUCUGUGACCUCUGCUGUGACAUCUGAGGUGGCAUCUGAGGUGGCAUCUGAGGUGGCAUCUGAGGUGGCAUCUGAGGUGGCAUCUUCUGUGGCACCUGCAGUAACACCUGCGGUAAUCUUGGAGCUGUCCCAAAUGUCACUUCUAAUUUGUCUGUGA
Molecule: messenger RNA, 3198 nt
Organism: Closterium sp. Naga37s-1
Lineage: Eukaryota; Viridiplantae; Streptophyta; Zygnematophyceae; Desmidiales; Closteriaceae
Source: the annotation of a GenBank genome assembly